CUUUGGUAUGUUUGUUUGACUAAAAUGGCGAAAGCCGCGCUGAAGAAGAACGCUGAGUCUAAUCAACAAAUUGUAUUACAAUUUCAGCAGUUGAGACAGGAGCAGCAGACAAUAAUAGCCAAAAUAUGUGAACUAGAAGGAGAGACGAAAGAUCACGAAGUGGUCAUUGGUACUCUGAAAGAAGUAGAUCCUUCUAGAAGAUGUUUUCGUUCUGUUGGUGGAAUUUUAGUUGAGAGGACGGUGGCAGAGGUUCUUCCUGCUCUACAGACAAACAAGGAUCAGGUUUGAAGCUUAACGACCCUAUCAGUCUGU
Messenger RNA from Corticium candelabrum, 312 nucleotides. Its product is annotated as prefoldin subunit 2-like. Gene Ontology annotation, biological process: protein folding. Gene Ontology annotation, molecular function: protein folding chaperone. Gene Ontology annotation, cellular component: cytoplasm; prefoldin complex. Bases 25 to 288 code for a protein of 87 amino acids. The record is from RefSeq and is a predicted model, not a curated record. NCBI's taxonomy places the organism in Eukaryota, Metazoa, Porifera, Homoscleromorpha, Homosclerophorida, Plakinidae. The transcript has 2 exons.